Messenger RNA from Arvicola amphibius (Eurasian water vole), 507 nucleotides. RefSeq names its product serine/arginine-rich splicing factor 3-like. The record is from RefSeq and is a predicted model, not a curated record. Gene Ontology annotation, biological process: mRNA splicing, via spliceosome. Gene Ontology annotation, cellular component: nuclear speck. The coding region runs from base 13 to 507 and encodes 164 amino acids. The transcript has a single exon. Gene Ontology annotation, molecular function: RNA binding. Lineage: Eukaryota; Metazoa; Chordata; Mammalia; Rodentia; Cricetidae.
CAGUAUCUCGAAAUGCAUCGUGACUCCUGUCCAUUAGAUUGUAAGGUGUAUGUAGGUAAUCGUGGAAACAAUGGGAACAAGACUGAAUUAGAACGAGCAUUUGGCUAUUAUGGACCGCUCCGAAGUGUGUGGGUUGCUCGAAACCCUCCUGGCUUUGCUUUCGUUGAAUUUGAGGAUGCCCGAGAUGCUGCUGACGCUGUCCGAGAGCUAGAUGGAAGAACACUAUGUGGCUGCCAAGUAAGAGUGGAGCUGUCGAACGGUGAGAAAAGAAGUCAGAAUUGUGGCCCCCCUCCCUCUUGGGGUCGUCGCCCUAGAGAUGAUUACCAUAGGAGGAGUCCUCCACCUCGGCAAAGAUCUCCAAGAAGGAGAAGCUUCUCUCGAAGCCAGAGCAGGUCACUUUCUAGAGAUAGGAGAAGAGAGAGGUCUCUGUCUCGUGAGAGAAACCACAAGUCAUCUCGCUCUUUCUCUAGGUCUCAUAGCCGAUCUAGGUCAAAUGAAAGGAAGUAG